Messenger RNA from Lingula anatina, 1060 nucleotides. Its product is annotated as E3 ubiquitin-protein ligase RNF4. Gene Ontology annotation, molecular function: transcription factor binding. The record is from RefSeq and is a predicted model, not a curated record. Gene Ontology annotation, biological process: positive regulation of transcription by RNA polymerase II. Lineage: Eukaryota; Metazoa; Brachiopoda; Lingulata; Lingulida; Lingulidae.
AAAAGCUGCCACCUGAACGCAGAUAAUUCAGAGCCAAAAUGACCUCGAUAAGACCGCCUGACUGACUCAGUUUCUGUACUAUUCAGAUGUUGAAUAGGAGACGCACAAGACGGGGGACGAGACAAGCUCGUAGACAAUUACAAACUGCAGAAGAUGAUGGCAUUCUUGGAGAAGAAAGGAGAGAAGAACCAGAACCCAUAAAUUUGAAUUUAUAUGACAACGAAGGUAUAUCUGGAUGCAUAGAUCUUACUAAUGAAGAUGAUGACCAGGAUGAAGUGGUAGAUCUCACAGUCAAUUCAAGUGUUAAUGACAGCCCAGUAGUGGUGUUAGAGUCACAAGGUCAAGGUUCUACAUCAAGAAGAAGAAGACGUCGGAGGCCUAGACUACGCUACACUCUUAAUACUUUGAAUGCAAGGAACACUGAAGUUUUGAGCUCAGAUGAUGAGAUAGAAGAGUUGCCAUCGGUGUCAUUUCACAUUCCAGAGUCAGAUCCUGAAAGAUUUGGAAUGGGUGAUGCAGAAAGUAUAACAUCCCCAAAAAGAUCAGCAGUGUCUUGUCCCAUAUGUAUGGACAAUGAAAUGCAGAUAAAAGCCAGUGGUCGUCAGCUUCAGUCUACAGUCUGUGGUCAUAUAUUUUGCAAUGUUUGUAUCAGAUGCUCCAUUCAAACCAGUAAAAAGUGUCCAACAUGUAGAAAGAAACUUAACAAUAGAAGUGUCCAUCCCAUAUUUAUAUAGCACAAUUAUAAGAGGAAAGGCUUCAAUUCUGAUGUAAAGAGGGGAGUUUCUCCUUACUAUUGAGUCCAGUUCAACUUGCAACAUGGAACUUUCACUGCAUUGAAUUUUAUAAUUUUCAUUUGUUAUCAAUUUUUAUUUAAAAAUAACAUUUACACUUAUACUGUUUUCUGGGGGAAUUGCAAAAUUGAAAAAGAGAGAAUAUCCAGCUAUUGAAUAAAAUUGUGAAAUUCUCAUGAAUUAUUUUCUUGCGCAAAUUGCUAUAUAUAUAGAUGUCAGUACAAUUUAUUUUACAUUGUUAAGCAAUUAAUAUAUUUUGUAUAACAGCU